UCGUCUUUCACACGUUUGUAGGACGAGCUCAGGUAUCCGCGGAGUCGUGUGAUACGAGAACGUCGAGCGAACGAAGCUAGUACGUAAAUUACCUGAUAAUCUAUACGUUAUUGGCUUGGCAACGCCCGUGAAGAAUACGUCAGGUCCGUAAACGUACUCCACGCGGCCGGCACACUUAUAUCAGACUCAGUUAAUUGCGGAGAAGACCGAGUACGUUUUUGGCGAUGUUAUACUUAUAUCCGAUCAUUGCCUAGUUGUUAUCAAACUCGCUGAUUUGUAUAUUCGCAUUGAGCGCGCAGUGCAGUGCCGUCAUCGGACGGGUCGCGGCAGGAUGUUGUCGUUGGAGCAAUUGUCACAAAUGGUGAAGGAACACCUCGGACUGUGCGACUACAUCGACGGCACACAAUAUACAUGUAAAUGGGCCAUCAACGAGUCGCCCUUAAGUGGCCGUGGCCUUAUCGCUACCGAAGAUAUAAUGCCUGGAGAAGUGUUGUUCGUGGACCGACCUCUCAUCUAUGGACCGCGAGCUAGUUCCAGCGUGGAGCAAGGAUGUACGGUGUGUGCUAAGCUAGACAGUGAUUCAUUUUACAAAUGUUCAAAGUGCUCAUUGUUGUUGUGCUCAGAACAAUGUCAAAAUAGUGAUGUUCAUUUUAAUGACUGUUCAAUUAUUUGUCGUUGGAACCUCAAGAAACCAGUCGAGGAUGCCGAUGACAACGUACUGUCUCGCGCAUUAACUCCAAUACGAGCCCUUAUGUUAACCAAUGACCAAAAAGUGUUAAUGAGUUGUAUGCAGGCCCACAGCGACGCACCAGUACACGGAUCUGAAGUUCGCAAAUUGAAGCCAUACUAUGAAAUACCGGAGGAGGAAGAACAGCUGAUGAUUUUGGCUUGUUGUGCACUAGACACUAAUGCGUUCCAAAUAGCCACUCCGUACGGUAAAAAGGAAAUGAGCAUGCGCGGAUUGUAUCCUGUGUCAGGAUUGAUGAAUCACAAUUGCGUACCAAACACGAGAUACUACUUUAAUAGUGACCUACAAAUGACGGUUAAAGCUGUGAAGCCUAUACGAGCGGGAACUGAGAUAUUUUCAUGUUACACUGGAAUUUUGUGGGGAACGCCGGCUCGUCGGGUAUACCUGUAUAAAACAAAACACUUUCUAUGUAAAUGUGAUCGUUGUUCAGAUCCCACCGAACGAGGAACUCUUCUUGGAGCUCUGAAAUGUUUCUCGAAUCAGUGCCAUGGAUACUUACUACCGAUAGAUCCUCUUAAAACAUCGAGUGCUUGGCGUUGUUUGGAAUGUGAAAUGCGUGUGCCUAAUAAAAACAUUUGUGCCAUACAGGGGGCUCUUGGUAGUCUCAUGGGGACAUUAAACUUUGAUAAUGUAGGAGAUUUAGAAAGCUUCCUAGUUGAUAGAAUAACAAAAUACAUCCCGAAAACGAAUCAAAUCGUGAUCGAUCUUCAGUGUCGUCUCAUAGUGGCGUUUGGGGAAGCUGAGGGAUAUCGCUGGCAUGAGCUGUCGGAGUCUCGCCUAUCUCUGAAAGAGAGCCUGUGCCGCGGCACGCUGCGCACGGUGGCGGCGCUGGGCGUGGGCGACGCGCACCUGCGAGGCCUGUUGCUGUACCACCUGCACGCCGUGCUAGCAGAGCGCGCCAGGCGCUCGCCAGACCUGUAUGAGGAAAUCAAAGCUGAAAUUGAGAGCACCAUAGAACAAGCCUAUCAUAUACUCCAAGGCGACAUUUCCGCGCCACCAGACCUAGAGCUGAGGCGUCGCUAUCUUGGUCCAGGCUGUGAUAAACCCCAAGAAGAAAGAUUCUUCAUCCUCGAUGCUUAAUAAGUGCUGUAAAUGUGAUAGACAAUUAACCUAAGUUUAUCUUACCUAUAUUCUUAUACUUAAGUAAUAAAACGUAAACACAUUUUGAAAUUAAUUUAAGAAAUGUUAAUAAAAUUAUGAUCAAAUCUAAUUCAGAUUUGAGUUAAGCAAUUAAAAAAAAUGUAAUGAUUUCAGAAGGAAUAAGCUUGACAAAAACUUACUUUUGAAAUUACAACUUUCAGUUAGUACCUACCUUUAUUACUUACCAUUUUUAUAUUCAUUUUCAUUGACCUAAAAGGGAUCAAUAUAAGGUGCUACCCUCUACUUAAAUCUUUCCCGUCAAAAAAUAAAAUGAAAUGUAUAUUUUAAAA
Spodoptera frugiperda (fall armyworm) is the source of this 2178-nucleotide messenger RNA. Its product is annotated as SET domain-containing protein SmydA-8. Gene Ontology annotation, molecular function: protein binding. The record is from RefSeq and is a predicted model, not a curated record. The coding region runs from base 332 to 1828 and encodes 498 amino acids. The transcript is spliced from 3 exons. Lineage: Eukaryota; Metazoa; Arthropoda; Insecta; Lepidoptera; Noctuidae.